AUGGCCAGCAAUCUUGUUCCCGGUGACGACAUUCCCGUCCAGGACAAUGACUAUGUGACCCAGCGAAAGGACGAGGUCCCCGUCCAGGACGACCUGAAGGAGGUCGAGGACCCUAUUGAUGAGAAUGUCGCCGACACCGACGAGCAGCUCGCCAAGGACGAUAAUGAAGCGAUCGAUACUUCCAACAUCAUCAAGGAUCGUACUCGUCACGCCAAGCCCCAGACUCAGAAUGGCUACAACGAGGGUCCCUCCGAGGAAGAGGUACCCGGCCUUUAA
Penicillium diatomitis is the source of this 276-nucleotide messenger RNA. RefSeq lists its product as uncharacterized. The transcript has 2 exons. The coding region runs from base 1 to 276 and encodes 91 amino acids. The record is from RefSeq and is a predicted model, not a curated record. Lineage: Eukaryota; Fungi; Ascomycota; Eurotiomycetes; Eurotiales; Aspergillaceae.